GGCAUUUUGCAUUUUGUGGAAAUUCUUUGAUACUGUCAUUGUCAUGGGACAGAAGACUUCAAGCCUCGAGUCGUCUUUUGUUCCUAGCUACACAAUGGGAGAGAAAUAUCUUCCUCUACUUAACAGAAGACUCCGACUGGGUCGUCUUCUGUUCCUAGCCACACAAUCGAGAGAAUAUCUUCCUCUUUCACACUUCGUGUAUAUACCAAUGAAGUCAUAUUAGUAUAUACAGCUGGAUAUGAUCAACUAGUUGAUGUCGAUCCCUUCCCCUCCUUAGUACUCUUAACAGAACAAACCAGGAUAUCAAGUCCCUAGUGCAUCUGUGAAGCUUACAUGGGGAACCCUGGUGCAUUUCAUCAUUCUAUUACCCUACAAUCCUUCACUGUCUUCAUCCUUCUUGUUGUUUUUGUAGCAGAUUAUCAUGUCCAGGGAGGAGAUGAUGGAUGCUCACUGUUCUCCUGUGGACAUCUCCGAGACAUAUCAUAUCCUUUCCGUCGACGAGGUGAUCCUCGUGAGUGUGGUGUUGAAGAAUACGAGCUGGGUUGCACCAGUAGCAAGGCUACGAUUCACAUCAACAAAGGAACAUACUAUGUGACUGCCAUCAACUACACUGGUUCCUACUUCUGGGUCAUGGAUCCCAACUUCAAUACCAGUAGCAGCUGCCCUCUUCCACUGUGGAAUCACCUUCCUUACUUUGGUACAUACAUUACAUACUUUGGUAGAUACUUGGGCGGAAUUGAUUCAGUUUCACCACCUGGCUUUCGGUAUUUGGCCACUCGGAGUUAUGACAGAGCAUGUUUUGCUAAUUGUUCAAGAGCAGUAAUGAAUAAAAGUGCAUACAAGCCUGUUGCUUGCCAGAGAGCCAAAAAUUCACAUGUUUAUGUCUGGGUGUCUAAUUACGCAUAUUGUGCGGUUGAAGAUCUUGAACCUUACUGUGGAUACCUGGGAGAGAUUCCAUUUGGUAACGACACUGACGAGUACUCCUCUGAUUGGGGACAGCUACAGAAUGCAAGUUAUGCAGAUAUCACACAAUUCAUAAGUAAGGGGUUUACUGUCCAGUUUCCUGUGGACACCAUUUACAGGAGGCCUUCUACUUCUGUGAUGUUAAGAAAGAACAUCAAUUUAUGCCUCAACAAUUCAAUCAGCUACUUCAAGGAGCAAAUAUCUGGCACAAGCAUUGUUAAUUGUACUCAUGCUAUUUUCUGGAGUGAGGUGCACUUCUUAGAAUGCAUGAUUGGGAGCUCUAACGAUGAUUACUACUACACAACAAAGUUGUUUUUGAUUACUGCAACCUUAGUAUCUGCUAUUGCUAUCCACCAGUUCUUUUUUGUACUGUGCAGGUUCUUGUUGGCACCCCUGGCUGUAUGGAUAUUCCUAGCCUACAAGUACAUGAAAACAAGGAUCAUAAUUGAUGCAGUUGAGAAGUUCCUCAGGAUUCAACAAAUGAUUGGCCCGGCGAGGUACUCCUACACAGAUAUAGUUGCAGUCACAAGCCAUUUCAGAGAUAAAUUGGGCCAAGGGGGCUACGGCUCUGUGUACAAGGGUGUGCUUCUUCCAGGCGGUGUCCAUGUCGCCGUGAAGAUGCUAGAGGGCAACUCAAACUGCAAUGGAGAAGAUUUCAUCAGCGAGGUCUCCACCAUCGGCAGGAUCCACCAUGUCAACGUUGUGCGUUUGGUGGGGUUCUGCUCGGAGGAAAUGCGAAGGGCCUUAGUCUACGAGUACAUGCCAAAUGGUUCUCUGGACAAGUACAUCUUCUCUACCGAGAAGAGCUUCUCAUGGGAGAAGCUCAACGAGAUCGCUCUAGGCAUUGCCAGGGGGAUCAACUACCUACACCAGGGUUGCGACAUGCAGAUUCUGCACUUUGACAUCAAGCCGCACAAUAUCCUUCUCGACAGCAAUUUCGUCCCAAAGGUCGCUGAUUUCGGGCUCGCCAAGCUGUACCCGAGGGGUGACAGUUUUGUGCCUUUGAGCGCCAUGCGGGGAACCGUCGGCUACAUAGCCCCUGAGAUGAUAUCCCGGAGCUUCGGCGUCAUAUCCAGCAAGUCCGAUGUGUACAGCUUCGGGAUGUUGCUGCUGGAGAUGGCCGGCGGGAGAAGGAAUGCUGAUCCAAACAUGGGGUCCUCAAGCCAGGCGUACUACCCUUCAUGGGUGUACGACCGGCUGACUCAGGAAGAAGCAGGCGAGAUAUCUGAUGUUGCUGCUGACAUGCAUGAGCUAGAGAAGAAGCUAUGCGUUGUCGGAUUGUGGUGUAUUCAGAUGAGAUCUCGUGAUCGGCCGACGAUGAGCGAGGUCAUUGAGAUCCUGGAGGCUGGGGUUGAUGGCCUACAGAUGCCUUCGAGGCCGUUUUUCUGCGACGAAGGGCACAUCCAUGUGGAGGACUCUUACCAGUUCACUUCCGAGCUGUCGGCGGUCUCGGAGGAGGAAUUGAGUGUGGUGUCAGAGGAAGACAAUGUGUGAGGUAUAUAUACAAUGUGUGGUACUAUAAUUUAUGCAUGUAUAUGUAUGUAUCAUGGAGUGAUGCACUGUAAAAGUUACGGUUGUAACAGUACCAACCCAGUGUAAAGGCUUUGUACAAACUGCCUUGGUUGCUGUGCGGAGCAACUUCAAAUAAGUUUGAAAUGUUACAUCAGUUUGUUUGUUU
Molecule: messenger RNA, 2641 nt
Organism: Aegilops tauschii subsp. strangulata
Lineage: Eukaryota; Viridiplantae; Streptophyta; Magnoliopsida; Poales; Poaceae
Product: LEAF RUST 10 DISEASE-RESISTANCE proteinUS RECEPTOR-LIKE PROTEIN KINASE-like 2.3
Biological process (GO): protein phosphorylation
Molecular function (GO): polysaccharide binding; protein kinase activity; ATP binding
Source: RefSeq, a predicted model, not a curated record